AGUGCAGCAGCAGCAGAUUAAAGGCGGGAGAAGGAGAGGACAUGAGGACAGAACAGCAGCUGAUGAAGACAUGAAAACGUUCAUUAAAUCGAAUCCAACAUCUGGUGAAUAAGUGAAUACAUCGAGCCCAGAACUGGAUAUUUAGACCUCAACGUUUUUUUAAAUUAGAAUUAUAGCACAGAAAACCAGGGAGAGGAAUAUUCUGACUGCUGCACCUGCUGCAUGAAGUCCUCAGCAGUGAUUUAAGGGACAACAUCCAAUCAGGACUCCAAGAUGACAGCUGCCACAAAGCUUCUGGAUGAGAUGUGCCAUCUGACGGCUCAAUCUCUGACAGCGAUGGACACGUCAGAGCACUUCCAGGUCCUGAAGCUGCUGGGUGAAGGCUCAUAUGGAAAAGUAAUGCUGGCUGUGCAUAGAAAAAGAGGAACUCCAAUGGCGUUGAAGCUCUUCCCACGGGAAUCCACCUCACUAUUCUCCUUCCUCAGGGAGUACAAUCUCUCUUUGUCUUUCUGUACCCAUCCGUCUCUGACCAGAGCUCUGGGAAUCGCUUACUCCACGCCGUCACAUUACAUCUUCGCUCAGCAAGCCAGCCUCUUUGGUGAUCUCUUCGAUGUAAUCACACCAGAGGUGGGGAUGGAGGAGGACUGCUGUCAGCGGGUGGUGUCCCAGCUGUGUGGGGCUCUGUCCCACCUCCACUCCCUUGGUUUUGUCCACAGAGAUGUCAAACCUGAAAAUGUCUUUCUGUGUGACUCUGCGUGUCGAUGGGUCAAACUUGGAGACUUUGGCAUGGUGAAGGCCAGAGGAACCAGAAUCCCAGAGGUCUGGUAUAGUUCUCCUUACUGCACCCCGGAGGCUGAGAUUGCCCGAGGAAACGAGGACAGCUGGAGCAGCACAAAUGAUGAAAAUGGUAACUUUCAGGAGGAUGAGAAAAAGAAGAAAACAAAGAAGCAGAGAGUUUGGGCAUCGGUGGAGCCCAGCACAGACAGCUGGGCGCUGGGCAUCCUCACAUACGCCAUGCUCACCGGCAGUCACCCCUGGGCUGAGACAGCCAGCGACUGCUGCUCAUACGUAAAGUAUCGAGAUUGGUUUGAGAGUGCAGAAGGUCCUGAUGAUGAACUGGAUGUGUGGGUAGAACCUGAAACAGAGAGCUCACAGGGAGCCACUGAUCUGAAUGGAAACAGACAGAAGGACGGUUCACCUGUCGCCCCUCAGUUUGCCUGUUUCACACAGUUAGCCUGCUCCUUCUUCCAAUCGCUUCUCGACCCCAGGCCACAACUUCGAGGAAGACCUGAGGAUGCUCUGAGUUACCUUGGAGACCACUGGAUGAUGGAGAAAGAGAGGGUGAGACAGGAGAAGGAGAGGAAGAAGAACAAUGGGAAGACUGCAAUUAAAUCGGUGAAAGAGAUGGAGGGGAGAGGAGAGCGGUGAGCAAACAUGGUUAAAGAAGACUAAAGACUGUGUGAUCAGGAUGAAAAUGCAGUCAUGCUUGUAACUUAGCAUUGCACUGUUUUAAAAUGUAUCAACCUAAAAUCCUGUUUAUAUUCCUGAAUAUGAUUAUUGCAAGCUAUAUUUUUGUAAUUUUUGUAAUUUAAGCAAUUUUUUUUUUCGGGAUCUGGAAUGUGUGAAAACGUUAGUCACUGUUGUAGAAAUCAAGCUAUGCAGUCAGGAAAAGUAUGUUGCCUUAAUUUUUCAUAAUAAACUCUCCAAAGUUA
Molecule: messenger RNA, 1712 nt
Organism: Gambusia affinis (western mosquitofish)
Lineage: Eukaryota; Metazoa; Chordata; Actinopteri; Cyprinodontiformes; Poeciliidae
Product: serine/threonine-protein kinase SBK2
Exons: 5
Coding region: 274-1428 (384 amino acids)
Biological process (GO): peptidyl-serine phosphorylation; peptidyl-threonine phosphorylation
Molecular function (GO): protein serine/threonine kinase activity; ATP binding
Source: RefSeq, a predicted model, not a curated record